Molecule: messenger RNA, 1833 nt
Organism: Manihot esculenta (cassava)
Lineage: Eukaryota; Viridiplantae; Streptophyta; Magnoliopsida; Malpighiales; Euphorbiaceae
Product: pachytene checkpoint protein 2 homolog
Exons: 14
Coding region: 179-1552 (457 amino acids)
Biological process (GO): reciprocal meiotic recombination; meiotic recombination checkpoint signaling
Cellular component (GO): chromosome; nucleus
Molecular function (GO): ATP binding; ATP hydrolysis activity
Source: RefSeq, a predicted model, not a curated record
CUUGGGGCAAAACUGUAAAUAACUAAAUAUAUCAGAGCUGUCUUCCUGAUCAUUUUCCCGCCGGAAUUUCAAAAAACAAAAUCUCCUCUUUGUGGUCCUUCUUUAGGGUUUUCCAAUAUUCACGUUUCCCUUCCUCUGUCUUCCCUGUGUAUGAAUCCAACAUCAACAUCGCCAGAAAAUGACUACUCCCAUGGAGAUCACUACGCAAAAUCCCACAGAGACCCACUUCUCCGAGCAAAACGGCGUUGCACAAGCACAGCUACCUGACUCUUCUUCCAUUCUCGGCCAGGACAAAUUUCUCGUUUCUGUUGAAGUUUGCUUAAAACCCUCGAGCACAGCUCGAGUUGAAGAUGUCCGCUGCGCCGUUGAAAGAAUGCUUGAAAAGAGGAGUUUAAGCUAUGUUGAUGGACCGAUUCCAGUGCCUGCCGAUGAUCCCUUUCUUGCACAAAACGUACAAAGAAUAUGUAUUUGUGACACGGAUGAAUGGGCAAAGAAACAUGAGAUUCUUUUGUUUUGGCAGGUCAAACCAGUUGUACAUGUCUUUCAGCUUAGUGAGGAAGGACCAUGUGAGGAAUUAAGUGGGGAUGGUCAACUUUCUACCUUCAAUGAAUGGAUUCUUCCUGCAAAGGAAUUUGAUGGCAUGUGGGAAAGCCUAAUUUAUGAGUCUGGUCUCAAGAAAAGGUUGUUGCGUUAUGCAGCGAGUGCACUACUCUUCACAGAGAAGGGUGUUAACCCUUUCCUUGUGUCAUGGAACAGAAUUGUUCUUUUAUAUGGGCCACCAGGGACUGGGAAAACGUCUUUAUGUAAAGCAUUGGCUCAAAAGCUGUCAAUACGUUUUAACUCCAGAUAUCCUCAGUGCCAAUUGGUGGAAGUUAAUGCACACUCUCUAUUUAGCAAAUGGUUCUCUGAAAGUGGCAAGUUGGUUGCAAAGCUUUUCCAGAAAAUUCAAGAAAUGGUUGAAGAAGAAAACAAUCUGGUAUUUGUUUUAAUUGAUGAAGUUGAAAGCCUUGCUGCUGCAAGAAAAGCUGCUUUGUCUGGUUCUGAACCUUCUGAUUCUAUUCGAGUUGUCAAUGCACUACUAACUCAGUUGGACAAAUUGAAAUGCUCGCCAAAUGUGAUUAUCCUGACUACCUCUAAUAUAACUGCUGCUAUAGAUAUUGCAUUUGUGGAUCGAGCUGAUAUCAAAGCUUAUGUUGGUCCUCCAACUCUUGAAGCUCGUUAUGAAAUUCUAAGGUCUUGCUUGCAGGAACUCAUACGAACUGGAAUCAUAUCAAAUUUCCAGGACUUUGACAACCUCGUACUUCCAAAUUAUUCAACCUUGAAAGAGAAAUUGAAUGCAGCUGAUAUUCAAGAAGGUCAGGCGCCAGUGGACUUAUAUAAACAAUUGCUUGAAGCUGCACAGGCAUGCGAGGGACUAAGUGGAAGAUCAUUAAGAAAACUCCCAUUUUUGGCACAUGCAGCUCUUUCAAACCCAUGUGGCUGUCACGCAAAUAAGUUCUUGUCAGCAAUGAUAGACACAGCAACGAGGGAGCGUUCUGAGCUGCUCGAUUGAUUUUUUAUCCCAUGUAAAUUGUAAGAGAUGUUCAAUGCUAACCCAUCCAGAAAGAAGCCUAUUUUUCUACGCUACGCGGUGUCUCAAAAAUCAAAAUCAUAAGCAAGCGUAGGAGGUUUUUAGCCCUUUCUUAUGUAAGGAUGAGCAUCCCGUACACUGCCAGCAUUUUGUAGAAUUUUUUUUAUCUAUAUAUAAAAAAGCCACAAAUGGAAACGAAAAACAAAUGGCAUGUGAUGAUGUGAUAUAGUUGAAUGUCCGAAGCAAUAACUUAUUUCUUUCAA